AUGGAUAUCCACCGCUGCAGAUUCGUUCCAUACCCUCCGUCAACAAUCAAUGCGUUGGCAUUUACACACUCGAAGUUAGCAAAAGGUCAAUCCGCCGUUUCUCCACGAUUGGCCCUAGGACGCGCAAACGGUGAUAUCGAGCUCUGGAACCCGCAAAAAGGAUCAUGGCUUCAAGAAACAAUAAUUCGAGGUGGAAAGGAUCGCAGUAUUGAUGGACUAGUCUGGACUCAAGAUCCUAAUGAGGAUAUCAAUGGCACGAAAUUACUUGGGAAAUCCAGACUCUUCAGCAUCGGAUAUACUACGACUGUUACCGAGUGGGAUUUGGUGAAAGGUCAGCCAUUACGCUCAGCAAGCGGCAACCAUGGAGAGAUAUGGUGUCUUGCCGCUCAACCUGCAGAGGAACUGAAGGAUGGAGAGGAACCUUCUGGAGAGUGUCAAAAGCUUAUUGCUGGGUGUGUUGAUGGAGCUUUAGUUUUAUACUCCACAUCCGACGAAGACCUGCAGUUACAAAAAGUUCUUGUUCGCCCAUCUGCGAAAAAAGCAAAGAUUAUUAGUGUUGCUUUUCAAGAUCGCUUUCAUGUCAUUGCGGGAUGUUCAGAUAGCAAUAUUCGAGUUUAUGAUAUACGGACUGGAUCAAUGCUAAGACAGAUGUCUUUGGGAGCUGGACCUAAAGGAGGACCUCAGGAUAUCAUUGUCUGGGCCGUCAAAGCAUUACCAAACGGAGAUAUCAUUUCUGGCGACUCAACUGGUGAAAUCAAAGUAUGGCAGGGCAAAACAUACAGUUUGAUGCAACGUAUUAAAAGUCAUACCCAAGAUGUUCUCAGUCUUGCGACAAGCGCUGAUGGGUUGUCGUUUUUCAGUGGUGGUAUGGACAGACGUACAGUUGUCUACAAACAAAUUAAAGGGAAGAAGAGAUGGUCAGAAGUUGGGCACAAGAGAUAUCACAGCCACGACGUCAAGGCUAUGGCAAGCUUGGAGUGUCGAGGAAUCAGCGUUGUGGUUUCCGGAGGUCCUGAUGCUGCUCCUACUGUUCUCCCACUUGCGCAAUUCGGUCAAGAGAAUCAACGCGCCUUGCCCUUCCUACCUCAACCAUCCAUUAUUCAGAGCUCAACAAGAAAGAGAUUGAUGAUGAGCUGGUGGGAUCGCGAAAUACAUAUCUGGCGCAUAAAUGGACUUUCCGAAUCCACCAACAGCGAUGAACCAGAGGUUGCAGCUGCCAAUCGCAAAUUGGUAGCGAAGAUACUAGUCAGGGGAGAGUCUAACAUUACAUCUGCGACAUUGAAUGCUGCAGGAAACCUGGUCGCAAUCUCGACUGUGGCAGAUAUCAAACUAUUCCGUCUUAAGGCACGAAAGCCAGAAGAAGGCGAGGGUCUCAAAAUAUCACCUGUCGCUGUACCAUCGGCCUUUUCUUCUGGGGCCCGUUCGAUCCAAUUCUCCCCCGACGGAAAUUGGCUAUCGAUAGUUCGUGAUGAUAGCUCAAUCGCCGUGGCACGAAUCCUUCAGGAUGAGGAAACGCCAUCAUCCUUUAGUGUUAUUCCUCAGCUCUCAAGACUUUCUCGUCUUGAUCGCAACAUCUCGAAAACUAAGCUUCUAGGUGGUCUUGGCGCAUACGAGAGAACUGUCACUCAAACAGCAUUCUCAUCUGAUAGCAGAAUUUUAGUCGUCAGUGAUUUGGCAGGUUUUGUUGAUACUUGGGUUUUAGAAGGAAUCGAAGAUCUUACACAAGGACUGGAGGAAACACAGGAAGAUGACGCAUCUGAUGAUGAUUCCGACGAUGGUUUAGAUGUCGAAGAAGAGAAGAAGCCAAAAUUGAUUUUCGGUCAACAUUGGACACAAAAUCCAUCCGCCACUCGCAUACCAAAACUUCCGGCCGCACCAGUUGUACUAUCAUUCCGUCCUUCAAUGCGCCCCGCACAAAUCAAUGGAGCCACACCUCCUGCCACACGCAACACUCCUCAACCCAUAUCUCACGAACUACCUGUCGCUGAGGACCGUUUAGUUAUUGUCACAUCCACCAAUGAAAUUUAUGAAUUCGAGGUUUUGGCCGGUUCACUCACACCCUGGUCUCGUAGAAAUCCUACCUCUACGUUUCCUCUUGCUUUCCGCAAACUUGGAGAUCUGGCAAGAGGUUGUAUAUGGGAUAUCUCUAAUGGUCGCGAGCGCAUUUGGCUACACGGUGUUGGUUGGUUAUGGAUGUUUGAUUUAUCACAAGAUUUCCAUUUUGAAAACGAGGAAGCAGAAGAGAACGGAGAGUCCGAAAUCGCAGGAAACAAACGUAAACGCUUUCAACAAGGGAAAUCUGGAGCAGGAGGUAUGAUUGACACAGAUGAGAAAGAGACAGGAAUGUCUCGUAAAAUCCGCAAACUCAUCCACGAAGAGGAGACCCAAGAGACGGAAUUAGAUAUUGAAGCCAUUAAAGAUGCUAUGGAUGUCGAUUCGGAAGACGAUGACAGGGAAAUGAAGUUGCUGCUGAGGGAAAAGUCGCAGAAGAGCGAAGAUGAGAAAUUUGGAGGACCAGCGCAAACCUACAAGACGUUCAAGUAUAGACCUAUAUUAGGUGUGGUGGAGAUCGGUGAGGGAGGAGAAGGCGGUCCAGAGGUGGCGAUCGUGGAGAGACCUAUUUGGGAAGCGGAUUUGCCAAUGAGAUAUGAGGGUGACCAGGAGUGGGAAAAGAAGUCCUUGUAUUAA
Molecule: messenger RNA, 2688 nt
Organism: Sclerotinia borealis F-4128
Lineage: Eukaryota; Fungi; Ascomycota; Leotiomycetes; Helotiales; Sclerotiniaceae
Source: the annotation of a GenBank genome assembly